Messenger RNA from Eimeria acervulina, 1470 nucleotides. RefSeq lists its product as hypothetical. The transcript is spliced from 7 exons. The record is from RefSeq and is a predicted model, not a curated record. The annotation marks the transcript as partial. Lineage: Eukaryota; Apicomplexa; Conoidasida; Eucoccidiorida; Eimeriidae.
AUGCAUGUGUUUGCGUUUCCUAUUAAGCUUGCUGCUGCUGCUGCUGCUGCUGCUGCAGUAGCAGCAGCAGCAGCAGCAGCAGCAAUUGAACUCGAUCAAAUGCUGCAGGUUCAAGCACCAUCUCUGCCGAUGGAGGAGAUAAGAGAGAAGACAGCGCAUUGGGGGGACUCCCCAUUUGCAACGGAGUUGCAUGCGUAUGCUAUUCUUCACCUCUCAGCAGCAGCAACAGAGCAGCAGCAGCAGCAGCAGCAGCAGCAGGAGGCUCGCCAGCGUAUUUGCACUUCCUUAGUUAAAAUGCUGCAGCGCUGGCAGCAAAACCACCCACGUCUUUUUCAAGCAGUGCAGCAGCAGCAGCAACAGCAGCAACAGCAACAGGAGCAGCAGCAGCAACAACAGCAGCAACAGCAGCAGCAACAACAGCAGCAGCAGCAACAGCAGCAGCAACAGCAGGAAGCUGAGGACCUGCCACUAGAAGAUCUUACAGAGUUGCUGCAGGUGUUAGAAGCAGCAGCAGCAGCAAACUGCUUUUCUGCGGUGUAUCCGCAGCUCAGGGGAGUGUAUAAACCUGUGCUGCUUCAUUUCCUUCACUCUCCUCUGCAGCAGCAGGAGCCUGCAGCAGCAAUCCGUGCUGCGUUGUGGUCUGCUGCUGCUGCUGCUGCUGCUGCUGCUUCGGUUGGUGCUGCUGCUAAUGCAACUCUUGCUGCAGCAGCGCAGCAGGAGUUUGGGCUGUACGAUCGGUUAGCUGAAGCAAAGGGAAGACAAUUAAUAAACAUCGCUAAGCAAAUCAAACCAGGUGCUGCUUCUGAGGCUGCUGCAGUGCUGCUGCGGGGAGCGCAGCCCUUGGUAGCAGCACCAGAUGAAUUAUUAGUUGAGGUGUACAGGCAGCUCAAGGGGGCCUUAGCACAUAGACAAACCCCAACAACUUUUCUUGCUAUUUCUCUUUUGUUAAUUACAUUCUACAGGUGUAUAGAUUCUUUUCCUUUGUCUUUUCCUUCUUCUGCGGAUACUCGUUUAAGUUUGAGUGCUGCUGUUGCGAGUUUAAUGAAAUUAAUUAGCAGCAGUAUGCAGCAGCAGCAGCAGCUGCCUGUUGGGGUGUACAUGCAGCUUGCUGCGCUGCAUGCAGCAGCAGCAGCAGGAGCAUUCACAGCAGAAAUAGUAGCAGGGGAGAGAUCUUUUUAUUUAUGUAAUGUUCUAGGGCAGCAGCUGCAGCAGCAGCAGCAGCAGCAGCUGGUGCUGCGCAUGCAAAUAAAACAAACAGAAAGAAAUGACAAACAAAACAAGAACGAAGAGCAAACACAAACUGUUUUAUUUGAUGCUUCUGCUGCUAACCCCUGCUUAUAUACUCCUCAAGCUGCAGCGUUGCGCAGUGCUGCAGCAGUUAGCUUCGAACUGCAGCAGGGAGACGCCACACGCAGAAUUAAUCCCAAACAGAAAUUGGCGAAGCCCGGGCUGGCGAAGAAACUAGACCAG